Heteronotia binoei (common prickly gecko) is the source of this 3997-nucleotide messenger RNA. RefSeq names its product ADAM metallopeptidase domain 22 (gene ADAM22). Gene Ontology annotation, biological process: proteolysis. Bases 197 to 3079 code for a protein of 960 amino acids. The record is from RefSeq and is a predicted model, not a curated record. Gene Ontology annotation, molecular function: metalloendopeptidase activity. Lineage: Eukaryota; Metazoa; Chordata; Lepidosauria; Squamata; Gekkonidae. The transcript has 32 exons. Gene Ontology annotation, cellular component: postsynaptic density membrane.
UAAGCCCGCUCAGGCAGCCGAGGGGAGGCAGCGGCACACAAUGCAGCACUGAGGCGGCGGCAACAAUGAUGCGUGACUGCCGCUAGGAGAGGCAGGAGCAGGAGCGCCUUCCUCGCCACCAUGCAAGCCUGCCUGUGAGCCUUGCCGUUGGCGGGCUGGGCAGAGGAGAGGAGCGGAGGCUCGCCAGAGCCCAGCCAUGCAUCCCGGGGCUUCUCUGCUCUCCUUGAUGCUGUGUGCCUUUGGGACGUUCUCCGGAGCUCGCUCCAGGCAUGCAGGAGACGCCUUGUUGACAGAGCUCGAGCGGAGGGAUGAGGACCGCUUCGUGGAGCGGCAAAACAUCGUCCCUUUCCGGCUGCUCUACAGCACGGAGGAAGGCAACGAAACGCAGCACGAGCGGCUCAACACCCGCAUCGGGGGCCGCUCGGCCGGGCAGCAGUCUACUCAUAUUGCCCGAGCCAGCUUCCAGGUUGAUGCUUUUGGAUCUUCUUUCAUCCUGGAUGUAGAAUUAAACCACAAUUUACUAUCUUCAGACUACCUUGAGAGGCAUAUUGAACACGGAGGAAAGGUGGUGGAAGUUAAAGGAGGAGAACAUUGUUAUUACCACGGUCACCUGCGAGGGAAUCCAGAAUCCUUUGUUGCCCUUUCAACAUGUCAUGGACUUCAUGGCAUGUUCUAUGAUGGAAAUCACAGAUAUCUUAUUGAACCAGAAGAAAACUCCACCACACAUGAGGAAUUCCACUUGCAUUCUGUUUAUAAAUCCAGAUUACUUGAAUUUCCUUUGGAUGAUCUUCCCUCUGAAUUCUGGCGCAUGAAUACCACAUCACAAAGAUUUGUUAUGAGACCAAGACACAGAAGAAGCAAAAGGCAGGUCCAUCAGAUUCGACAUAAGGUUGAAGAGGAAACAAAAUAUGUUGAGCUAAUGAUUGUAAAUGAUCAUCUAAUGUUCAAAAAGCACCGAUUAUCAGUUGUCCUCACAAACAACUUUGCUAAAUCAGUAGUGAACGUGGCAGAUUCCAUUUAUAAAGAACAACUCAACACCAGGAUAGUAUUGGUUGCUAUGGAAACCUGGGGUACUGAUAACAAAUUCACCAUAUCCGAAAACCCACUGGUGACUCUGCGUGCAUUUAUGAAAUACAGGAGGGAUUUUAUCAAAGAGAAAAGUGAUGCAGUUCAUCUUUUUUCAGGGAGUCAGUUUCAAAGCAGUCGCAGUGGGGCAGCUUACAUUGGUGGAAUUUGCUCAUUACUGAAAGGUGGAGGUGUGAAUGAAUUUGGAAAAUCUGAUUUAAUGUCCGUUACGUUGGCACAGUCCUUAGCUCACAAUCUUGGUAUUUUUUCGGACAAAAGAAAACUGCAAAGUGGUGAGUGUAAAUGUGAGGAUACAUGGUAUGGAUGCAUAAUGGGAGACACUGGCUACUUCCUUCCAUCCAAGUUCUCCAAAUGUGAUGUUGAGGAGUAUCAUGAAUUUUUAAAUAAUGGAGGUGGAUCCUGCCUUUUCAAUAAGCCUUCCAAGCUUCUUGAUCCUCCGGUAUGUGGCAAUGGUUUUGUUGAAGCCGGUGAAGAGUGUGAUUGUGGGAUUCCCACAGAAUGUGCUGCUGAAGGGGGUGAUUGCUGUAGUAACUGUUCUUUAACGGCUACCUCCCAGUGCAGUGAUGGACUUUGUUGUAAGAAAUGUCAGUUUGAGGAAAAGGGAGUUAUGUGCAGAGAAGCAGUCAACGAUUGUGAUAUUCCAGAACGUUGUACAGGAUCUUCAAAUCUGUGCUCUCCAAAUCUCCAUAAAAUGGAUGGGUACUCAUGUGAUAAUGAUCAGGGCACUUGUUUUGGAGGACGUUGCAAAACAAGAGACAGACAGUGUAAAUAUAUUUGGGGAGAACAUGUGACAGCUGCUGACAAAUAUUGCUACGACAGACUGAAUAUAGAAGGGACUGAGAAAGGUAACUGUGGCAGAAACAGAGAUACUUGGAUACAGUGCGAAAAUCAGGAUGUACUUUGUGGCUAUCUUCUGUGUUCCAACAUCAUCUCUAACAUCCCAAGACUUGGUGAACUUGAAGGUGAAAUUACAUCAUCAUCUUUCCAAACUUUGGGAAAAUCUUAUAACUGCAGUGGUGGUCAUGUUAAACUAGAGGAGGAUGGAGAUCUUGGCUAUGUAGAAGAUGGGACGCCCUGUGGCCCUGACAGGAUAUGUUGGGAACACAAAUGUCUUGCUGUGGAUUCAUUUAACUUCAGCUCCUGCCCAGGAAGCACAGGAAGCAACAUUUGUUCAGGACAUGGAGUUUGCAGUAAUGAAAUACAGUGUAUCUGUGAUCCAUUAUGGGCAGGUGAAGACUGCAACACCAGCCUCGCAGAACAAAAAAAUGGCAAAGAUAUUGCCCCUCCAGGUGUGGCUAGCACAAAUAUUAUUAUAGGUGCCAUUGUUGGUACCAUUUUAGUGUUGGCUCUCAUUCUGUGCAUAACUGCUUGGGGUUACAAAAACUAUCGAAGACAGAGACAAAUUCCUCAGGGAGAUUAUGUAAAAAAGCCUGGUGAGGCCGACUCCUUUUAUAGCGACAUGCCUCCUGGAGUCAGCACAAACUCUGCGUCUAGUUCUAAGAAGAGGUCUGCUUUUCUGUCGCAUUUUCAGAUUUCUACCUGUUCCAUCACACAUUAUUCCAUUAGUCAGAACCUUUCAUUGUUUUGCAGCAGGUCAAACGGAUUAUCUCAUUCAUGGAGUGAAAGAAUCCAAGAUGCAAAGAACCUUUCGGACAUCUGUCAAAACGGGAGGCCAAGGAGUAACUCCUGGCAAGGUAAUAUAGGAGGAAACAAAAAGAAAGGCAAAGGCAAAAGAUUUAGGCCACGGUCCAAUUCAACUGAGUAUUUAAACCCAUGGUUCAAAAGAGAAUAUAAUGUAGCUAAGUGGGUAGAAGAUGUGAAUAAAAACACUGAAGGACCCUACUUUAGAACUCUUUCUCCUGCAAAGUCCCCAUCAUCAUCUACUGGUUCCAUUGCCUCCAGCAGAAAAUACCCAUACCCCAUGCCUCCACUUCCUGAUGAGGAGAAAAAAGCCAACAGAGCAAGUGCCAGGCUAUGGGAGACUUCCAUUUAGUUCCACGGUCUACCUGAGCUGAUGCCAGAAUGGUUUACUUCAGUUUUUAUACAAACUCAGCAUCACUGAGUCACUGAACAUUCAUCUGCUUACUGGACAGUUUGACAGGACAGAGAUGUGCACCUGCAGGGAGCAAACAAGUUCUCCUGAUGAUGGAAUCAUCAGUUUUCUGCAGCUGGCUAGAAUGUUGUUAAUGACAAGUGUAAGAACAACCAAACAAUAGAAGAAUAUUAACCUGUGGGACUGAACGUGAUAUGGUUAUUCCGCAUGAUGACAGAUAAUAUGUAGACGUGCUGCUAAAACUAAUUGGAGUCCCAGCUGUGGGUUUUCUCUGGUCUAAUAUAGCCCAAAUAACUAAAAACCCCCAAGGAAUUCAGAAUUUGGUAUGUAAACAUUUAUGCUAUGUGCAUGAAUCCCUCUGUUCUCCACUUUCCAUGUGUAAAGGAUUAAUCAUUAUAUCGUAGUAGAAUUAGCAUGCAGGAAUAUGAAAUGGAGGACUUUUCCACAGGUGGGGUCUAAAGCUAUGAGACGCAAACAUUUGACAUAAGCAUCCAACAAAAAAAGUGAAUUUUUUACCUUUUGUGAUUAUAUUCUCAGUACAAGAAAUGCAUAUAUGUGUAAAAAGUUAUAAAAUACCAACAAAGCAAUCAUAUAUAAUGUGGUGUUUGUUUGAAAAAACAGUCAUGACUGAACAUUAUCAUGCACUUCAAAGAUCUGAGUGUUGGAAAUGAGCAAUUAUAAAAAUACUGUGGUUGGGAUACCGGCACACUGUCUCUAAGAAAUGAGCUUUGGACCAAAAUCUAUAUAAUUUAUUUAACCUCUAGGGAGGAGAUAAUUCAGCUGUUGUCCAGCCAAAGUUAAGCACAUUUAUGUCCUAUUGAUUUAAAUGAGAGGAUAUUAAGUAAAUGUUUAUUUCUU